Molecule: messenger RNA, 5482 nt
Organism: Mugil cephalus (flathead mullet)
Lineage: Eukaryota; Metazoa; Chordata; Actinopteri; Mugiliformes; Mugilidae
Gene: cyld
Product: cylindromatosis (turban tumor syndrome), a
Exons: 17
Coding region: 393-3263 (956 amino acids)
Biological process (GO): regulation of intrinsic apoptotic signaling pathway; necroptotic process; protein K63-linked deubiquitination
Cellular component (GO): cytosol
Molecular function (GO): K63-linked deubiquitinase activity; cysteine-type deubiquitinase activity
Source: RefSeq, a predicted model, not a curated record
UCAAGUCUAAGGAGGUCGUCUCCUGUAAAUAACACAUCUCAUAGAUUUAGCGAUACACUGUGUUAUUUCACUUAUUUCUCGUGGAGAGCUGAUUCAAUUGGAUGCUGUUCGCAUGCCUUAAAGGAUGGCGGUCCUCUGCCAGCCUGCUUGCUGUCGCCCAGCUCGCUAGGUUAACUUUAGCGUGAUAUUUUAGCCGGCUAGGACGCUAGCAUCAGCUAGCCGUUGAGCUAAUCAGAGGUUAUAACGGGAGGAAUCGAUCUUGUUUCGGAGACCUGUGUCUAACUGGGAUGGGCAGGAUGACAGCUAUCUGUAUCCUCUAACUGGGCCCACACGCAUCAAAGACCACAGGUCAAGCUUGCCUUGACGUUGGACCUCGUGCCUAGCAUGCAGCCAUGAGCUCUGCCCUGUGGAGCCAGGAGAAGCCCAGUGGGGGCUUCAGGGAGGACUGGCGCUUCUACAUGGUCGUGAAGGAGUGUACGGUGGAAAAGCCUCCCCAGAAGACCCUGAGGAUCCCCCGCGGCAGCCUUGGUCAGGCCUGCCAGGAGCGCAACAGCCUGGGGAGAACGCUGCCGCCGUGUAAGGGCAAGAAAAGUCUUCGCAUUCUGGACCAGACCAAUGUGGUGCUGAGCCUGGAUGAACGGGACGUCCUGGAGUUGGACGAGAAGCUGGCCGAGCUGCUGUUCCCCAUUACCAACUGCGAGGAGCGAUACGCCCUUCUCUGCAACAAAUCGAGGCUAGAGCGCGUCCGCGACAUUGACUGUGGUUCCAAGGUGCGCGUCCAGCUGCGCUCUGGGGAUGAUCCUCUACCUGGUGUGGUCCGCUUCAAAGGCUCGCUGCUCCCAGACAGAGCCCUCUCUGGAAUCUGGUUUGGAGUCGAACUGCUGGAGGAGGGUCGGAACCAGGGCUUCACGGAGGGCUCCUACCAGGGCCGCCAGCUGUUCCGCUGUGAGGACGAGUGCGGUGUGUUCGUGGCCCUCGACAAGCUCGAGCUCUGGGAGGAUGACGAGGACGAAGCCUUGGGCGAGCUGGAGGUGGACCACGUCAAUCUGGUGGAAGAUGAACAGGACUUUCCUCCACUGGAGAUCAACUCCAGGGUCCUGGUGCAAACGAGGGAGGGACCAGAGAGAGGCACCAUCAUAUUUUGUGACCUACUACCAGGCAAUGAGAGCCUGGGCUAUUAUGUGGGAGUCGACAUGGACAAUCCUAUCGGGGACUGGGAUGGUGUGUUUGACGGGAAGCUCUUGUGUAAUUUUGCCAGUUUGGAGCACACUCGACUCGUCCCCAUCUGUGACGUAAUGCCAGAAUAUUCCAUGCAGGACCAAAGGCUGCAAAAGCACAGUUUUGCCCCCAGAGGCACCAACACUGAAAAGUCGUCCACUGGACAAAGCAAACCAAAGACCAAAGGAUUAGGUCACCAGUGUGGCAGUAGAAGCAAGUCUGAAUUUUACUAUACUUUAAAUGGCAGCUCUCUUGAUCCCCCAGCCCAGUCCAAAUCCAAAAGCACAUGGUACAUUGAUGAAGUUGGGGAGGACCCCGCCAAGUCACUUACUGACACUCCCCCUGACUUCAACCAGUCUUCCCCGCCCUCCAGAGCCCCACCCUCCACCUCGUUGUCCGGCGACAACAAGUUCCACUCGCUGCCCUUCAGUCUGAACCGCAAGACGGGGCCCAUUGACAACAUGAGCCAUGGGCCUCUCUCCCUCUCCGUCCAGUCGGUGAUGGGAGAGCAGCCCGAGCCCCCGUCGCCCGCCGCACCCCCUUCGCCGCGGCCUCCGACACCUCCCCGAGGACAGCCAGGUUUGGAGGUGGGCUCUCUGGUGGAGGUGAAGGAGAACCCCCCUCUGUGUGGCGUCAUCCGCUGGGUGGGUCUGCCUCCUGGCCUGCUGGAACCUUUGGCUGGUCUGGAGCUGGAAGAAGAGUGCCCUGGUUGCACUGAUGGGACGUUUAAAGGCACGCGGUAUUUCACCUGUCCACCCAAAAAGGCCUUGUUUGUGAAGCUCAAGUGCUGCCGGCCUGACUCCCGCUUUCCGUCCCUCCACCAUUCCUCCAACCCCAUAGAGCGGUGCAACUCCAUUGCAUUUGGGGGUUACCUGAGUGAGGUAGUACAUGAGAACACACCUCCGCGCACAGAAAACGACGGUCUGGAUGUCAUGGUGGGAAAAAAGAAAGGCAUUCAGGGCCACUACAACUCCUGCUACCUGGAUUCCACCCUCUUCUGUCUUUUUUCCUUCAGUUCCGUACUGGACACGGUUCUGCUGAGGCCACGAUCAAAGACUGACGUUGAGUAUUACAGAGAAACCCAAGAGCUGUUACGCACAGAGAUAGUCAACCCCCUCCGCAUACAUGGUUAUGUUUGUGCCACUAAAGUGAUGAAGCUCAGGAGGAUUCUGGAGAAAGUAGAAGCUGCCUCUGGGUUUACCUCUGAAGAGAAAGAUCCCGAGGAGUUCCUUAAUAUCCUUUUUCAUCACAUACUGAGGGUGGAUCCGUUGCUCAAAUUAAGGUCAGCAGGUCAGAAGGUCCAGGACUGUUACUUUUACCAGAUCUUCAUGGAUAAGAAGGACAAAGUCGGGGUUCCCACCAUCCAGCAGCUUCUGGAAUGGUCCUUCAUCAACAGCGACCUAAAAUUUGCUGAGGCUCCUUCCUGCCUUAUCAUCCAGAUGCCCCGCUUUGGCAAGGACUUCAAAAUGUUCAACAAGAUUUUCCCCUCCUUAGAAUUAGACAUCACGGAUCUUCUUGAAGACACUCCGAGGGAAUGCCGGAUCUGCGGAGGCCUGGCUCUCUACGAGUGCCGAGACUGUUACGAGGACGGCGACAUCACAGCGGGCAAGAUUAAACAGUUCUGCGAAAAGUGCAAUACACAGGUCCACCUCCACCCGAGGAGGAAAGCCCAUCGACACGGCAAACUGUCUGUCCCCAAGGAGCUGCAAGAAGGCACGGGGCGCCAGGGCAGCUUUCCUCGCCAGAGGAUGGAGCUGUUCGCUGUGCUGUGCAUUGAAACCAGUCACUACGUGGCCUUCGUCAAGUAUGGCAGCGCAGAUUCGGCCUGGCUCUUCUUUGACAGCAUGGCUGACCGCGAUGGAGGGCAGAAUGGAUUCAACAUCCCGCAGGUGUCUCCCUGUCCGGAGGUGGAAGCCUACCUGAAAAUGACCCCAGAGGAACUGCACACCCUGGAUCCCAAGAGCAUCCAGGGCCAGGCUCGACGCCUGCUGUGCGACGCCUACAUGUGCAUGUACCAGAGCCCAACCAUGAGCCUGUACAAGUAGUGUCCUCUUCCCGAACAACUGCCGCUUCACCCCCUGCCCCCUCAGUCACUCCACCUCCCUCUCCUCCCGGGCAGGUGAUUCCCAGAAAGACCAGAAAAAAAAAAGAAGAAAAAAAGAAAAAAAAACGAAAAACAAAACUAAACAAAAAGCUGAAUGGCUGCCUGCCAGCAAGGGGCGCUGUCCGGAGUUAACCCUCUCAACACCACCUCUCCUCAAUGCCUGACCAUUUCUGGAGCUGGGAGAGAUGGCAGAGAGGGGGAGAAGCCUAUUUGCACUGUGCAUUAGUUGAAGUGUUGUGUUCUUCAUGUAGUCCUAUGUAGCUUCCCUGUGUCUCACAGCUGAGCAUCGGUGGUGGAAAAAUGAAGCAAAGGUAGGCAUUAUGAGGAUUCACUCCCUGUUCAGGGAGGAUGGAGAAGAGGGGUGGAAGGGCAUAAUGUGGCGCAGUGGCUGACAAAACAAGUGCAACAAAAACAAAAUGAGGUAGUGGGAGGACCUUGCUCACCUCAUUUAUCUUAAGAAAAGAGGAGUCCUGCUUUUCUUAAUCACUGUAAAAGAUGGGAGCUUUCCAUAACGCACAUUAAGGAAGCAAAGUGGUGCGCAAAUCCUCAUCCAAGCUCUGUGUACUCUUCUAAAAACUUGUGUAAAAUCUCUCGGUAGCAUAGAUUUCUCCAGGUAGUAACAUCAGCAGUAUAGAUGUCAACCUACUGUGCAGUUGCAUUAAGAUCAGAGUAUUCUGCUCCUUGUGAACCGGUUUGCAUAUUUUCCCAUCACACUGUGUAAAUGUCUUUACAGUAUACGUUCUGCAGAAACAGAUGUAGCCAUUGUAAAAGUCUCACGUUUUACUGCAUUACUCCUCAACCGAUGCUGCACUUUUCAUUCCAUCCUCAACUGGACCUAUCAGGAAACAUUUAGGUUUCGCUUUUUACCCUUUUUUUUUUCUCUCUCUCUCUCUCUCUCCCAUUAGAAGUCACACUGAGUGCUAAUUUGUUGGUCGGGAGACAUCAGAGUUUUGUGUUUCAGAAUACAAAUUUGCUCCUCGGCCGUAGCUGUAAAGAACGGUCUGCAUUGCUAAUGCAGAGUAGAUGCCAGAUAAAUGCGUGAAGGGAGACUUGUACAAUGGCUCCUGUUGUAAAGCUGGUUGGUGGAGCACUCCAUGCAUUCGUAGGGUCAAUGAGGUGAAAUCCUGGAAAAGUCUGGCGGCUACCUUUCAAGGUAAGAGUGUGUGAUGUGAAGAGUUUGACAUGCAGUGUUUUUUUUUAAGCCUUUCACUCAUUGUGUUGAUGAGUAAAUUAUAUUUUGUGUUUACAUCCUUUUUUUUUCUUCUUUUGGAGAAGCAAGUGUUGACUCUCGCUGCCUUUCAUGAAAGUGACACGCAGUUUUAUUCCAGCCAGUCACCAGGCAACUAAACAAUUGUGAUCAAUUAUUAUUAUUAUUAUUAUUUAUUCUACUCUAAUCAUAUUACCAGCUCACACGUCCCCCCCAAAAUGGGGUUGAUGAUACUUUGGGAUAGUUUUGGAUACUCCCUGUCCUCUUUCACUGUAUAUUGUAGUGAGUUAUUGUCUCAUAGUAACUACUGAAUGUUAAUGGUGAACAGUUAACAAAGAAGGGGAAAUGAAGUGGCACAAGGCUGGUAGUCUUGGGGCAUCAUAUAGGUGUAUUCACUGGGGGGGGAAAAAAUCAUAAAUGCGAUCCUUGAUUUCAUCAUAUUCCGGUUUUACAGAAUACCAAAAGCAAACCAAUAAGGCUAGAAAGUAAUCGUUGGUUUUCAUGUAUCACACAAUUGCAUAAAACAAAUAGACUACAGAUGUAAGCAUCAGCAUUAUAUAUAUAUAUAUUUUUCCUAAAUUGAAUCACAGCUUAAAGGUUGCUUUAGUUGUGAGUAUAAAGUAAAUGUGUACGGGCGUUUUAUAAAUUCCUUUCCACCCGACCACUUCUGUCCCGUGGUCGUUUCCACUGUCGCAGGGAUUCUGACAGAGGACCUUCCUGUGUGAACUCUUUCUGCACUGCUGGAGCUUGUCACUGACUGGCGCCUUGUUCUCUACGAGAGAAGUCUCAGAACAGACGAUGGGAUUUCGAGGUUUUUUUUUUGUUUUGUUUGUUUGUUUUAUUUUCUGUUCUGUUGCAUCUGUACAGUGUAGACAUAUGUAACGGGUGGAAAAUUAUUAAUGUCAGUGAUGUUCCUGUAAAUGUUAACAAAAUAAAGCCCAUUUUGAAGGCUA